This is a messenger RNA of Micromonas pusilla CCMP1545, 1344 nucleotides long. RefSeq lists its product as uncharacterized. The record is from RefSeq and is a predicted model, not a curated record. Gene Ontology annotation, molecular function: 4-hydroxyphenylpyruvate dioxygenase activity. Bases 1 to 1344 code for a protein of 447 amino acids. The transcript is spliced from 3 exons. Lineage: Eukaryota; Viridiplantae; Chlorophyta; Mamiellophyceae; Mamiellales; Mamiellaceae. Gene Ontology annotation, biological process: L-tyrosine catabolic process.
AUGGCGUCUUCGGAGGCGAACGCCGCCCCCGCCGCGAAGCGGCACAAGCUCGUGGGAUGCAAGAACUUCGUGCGGAACAACCCAAAGUCCGACCUGUUCACCAUGCGAAAGUUCCACCACGUCGAGUUCUGGUGCCGCGACGCGACGACGACCGCGGCGCGAUUCGCCGUCGGCCUCGGCAUGCAGCUCGUCGCCAAGUCGGAUCUCACCACCGGAAACGCGCGAUACGCGUCGUACGUCCUGCAGUCGAACGACCUGCGGUUCGUGUUCAGCGCGCCGUACGACGUGCCCGAGGGCGAAGAGAACGAUGACGCGCGCUCGUCUAUGUUCGAGAAAUCCGGCGUCCUCAGCCACGACCCGUCGUUCAUGCGGACGUUCUGCGAGAGGCACGGACUCGCGGUCAGGGCGGUGUGCCUUCUCGUCGACGACGCGGCGGUUGCAUUCUACACGUCGGGGCAACACGGCGGCCGCUCGCCGGCGUUCUCGAGCGCCUGCGAUGGGUUCGCGCGGGUGUCCGAGGUCGAGCUGUACGGCGACGUCGUGUUGCGAUAUUACAGCUUCCACGCCGGCGAAAAAAACGCAAAGCCGAAAACGUUCUUGCCCGGAUACGAGGACGUGCCUCUGGAGCCGCCGCAUACCACGCCGCUGACGUACGGUCUGCAGCGCUUAGACCACGCGGUCGGGAACGUCCCCAAUCUCCUCGAGACCGUGGACUACAUCACCGCGAUGACCGGCAUGCACGAGUUCGCGGAGUUCACCGCGGAGGACGUCGGCACCGUGGACAGCGGAUUAAACUCGAUGGUCUUGGCGAACGACGACGAGAUGAUCUUACUGCCGGUGAACGAGCCGACGUUCGGGACGAAGCGGAAGAGCCAGAUUCAGACGUAUCUGGAGUGCAACAACGGCGCGGGGUUGCAGCACCUCGCGCUGAAGAGCGACGACGUGUUCGCGACCGUGCGAGAGAUGCGAAAACACGGCGGCGGCCGCGGCGGGUUCGAGUUUCAGAAACCCGCGAGCGCGGACUACUACGCGAACCUCAAGGCGCGCGUCGGCGAGGACGCGCUGACGGAGAGACAAUUUAAGGAGGUCGAGGAGCUCGGGUUGCUCGUCGACCGCGACGAUCAGGGCGUGCUCGUGCAGAUCUUCACGAAGCCGCUCGGGGACCGGCCCACGGUGUUCAUCGAGAUCAUUCAGAGGAUCGGAUGUCUUCGCGAGGUGAAGUCGGCGGACGCGAACGCGCCGCCGAGGAUCGAGCAAGCGGGCGGGUGCGGCGGGUUCGGCAAAGGGAACUUCUCGGAGCUGUUCAAGAGCAUCGAGAACUACGAGCGGACGCUGAAGAUGUGA